This is a messenger RNA of Sclerotinia trifoliorum, 497 nucleotides long. The record is from the annotation of a GenBank genome assembly. Lineage: Eukaryota; Fungi; Ascomycota; Leotiomycetes; Helotiales; Sclerotiniaceae.
AUGACUGCGGCACAAGAAGUAAGAUGCUCACCGCGGUUGGAAAGAAAGAGAAAGAUAUCAGAGGUAAAAUCUGAGGGUUAUCAUCAAUCCAGAAAACAUGCCGUCACCGGCAAAUGUAAGUACAAAAACAACAAGUUGAAAACUAUUCGCAGAGUCAUUACAUUGUGUUCUAACGAUACAUGUUGUGGCUUUGAGAGCUGGCAUCCUUCAAAAGAAUCGUCAUUGCUUACCGGGACUCGGCAGUUGACUUCAAUGCCAAGCUGCAAGUUGCCGAGAAAGAAAUAGGAGAAUCACCAGCCGCACUCAGGGAAGAAAUAGCACAUUUGAUAAUGGAUGUCAAGACCCGUGAUGAUGAAAUUGCGAGACUGAAGGAAAAGGCGGAGCUUGCAAGGCUGGAGCAAAGGAAUAUGGAGCUAGAAGCUGCAAGGCUCAAAGGGCUUGAAGAUUGGAGAAAACAGAUGCGGCAAAUACUAAUUGGAGGAGAAGCUAUACUAUGA